Molecule: messenger RNA, 875 nt
Organism: Ailuropoda melanoleuca (giant panda)
Lineage: Eukaryota; Metazoa; Chordata; Mammalia; Carnivora; Ursidae
Gene: RAB43
Product: RAB43, member RAS oncogene family
Exons: 3
Coding region: 95-733 (212 amino acids)
Molecular function (GO): GTPase activity; GTP binding
Source: RefSeq, a predicted model, not a curated record
GGGGCGGGCCACGUCGCCAGGCGGUCCGCGGCUUCCGUGAGCUCAGGCUUCCCUCAGCGUCCGGAGCGCCGGCCCCUUCGGCUCCCGCGCGGCCAUGGCGGGGCCGGGCCCGGGCCCGGGGGACCCGGACGAGCAGUACGAUUUCCUGUUCAAGCUGGUGCUGGUGGGCGACGCGAGCGUGGGCAAGACGUGCGUGGUGCAGCGCUUCAAGACCGGUGCUUUCUCGGAGCGCCAGGGCAGCACCAUCGGCGUCGACUUCACCAUGAAGACGCUGGAGAUCCAGGGCAAGCGGGUCAAGCUGCAGAUCUGGGACACAGCUGGCCAGGAACGAUUCCGCACCAUCACCCAGAGCUACUACCGCAGUGCCAACGGGGCCAUCCUCGCUUACGACAUCACAAAGAGGAGCUCCUUUCUGUCAGUGCCUCACUGGAUCGAGGAUGUGAGGAAGUACGCAGGCUCUAACAUCGUGCAGCUGCUGAUCGGGAACAAGUCGGACCUGAGCGAGCUCCGGGAGGUCCCGCUGGCCGAGGCACAGAGCCUGGUGGAGCACUAUGACAUCCUGUGUGCCAUCGAGACGUCUGCCAAGGACUCGAGCAACGUGGAGGAGGCCUUCGUGAGGGUGGCCACAGAGCUGGUCGUCAGGCACGGCGGCCCUCUGCUCAGUGAGAAGGGCACCGACCACAUCCAGCUGGAUAGCAAGGACGUCGGAGACGGCUGGGGCUGUGGCUGCUGACCGGGGUGCAGGGCAGGCAGGCAGGGGCCUCCCCACCUCGUCUCUCUCUCUGUCUCUGGCCUGCCGGGCCCACCCCUCCAGAGCUGGCCCUCCAUGGCGCCAGCAAUUCUAGAGCAGCUGGAUAAAGUCCUGGAAUACUCCA